CAGCGGGACCAUGGCGCGGAGACCCGGGGCGCCGGCCGCCUACGGGGAGGAGUUCACCUUCGUCAGCCCGCUGGUGAAAUACCUACUCUUCUUCUUCAACAUGCUCUUCUGGGAUCCCAUCCAAGAUACAUUUCAUUUAAUUGUCGUGUCUCCUUAAGUUCCUGUUGGCUGUGACAGCUUCUCAGGCUGUCCUUGUUUUUGAUGACCUGGAGAGUUCUGAGGAGUGUGGGUCAGGUGAUUUCCAUGGUGAUGGUGGCAGUGGGAGUCUACGCCCGACUGAUGAAGCACGCAGAAGCAGCCUUGGCCUGCCUGGCAGUGGACCCUGCCAUCCUGCUCAUUGUGGUGGGGGUCCUCAUGUUCCUCCUGACCUUCUGUGGCUGCAUCGGAUCCCUCCGUGAGAACAUCUGCCUCCUGCAGACGUUCUCCCUCUGCCUCACCGUGGUGUUCCUGCUCCAGCUGGCUGCUGGGGUCCUGGGCUUCGUCUUCUCAGACAAGGCUCGGGGGAAGGUGAGUGAAAUCAUCAACAAUGCCAUUGUACACUACCGAGAUGAUUUGGAUCUGCAGAAUCUCAUUGAUUUUGGCCAAAAGAAGUUCAGCUGCUGUGGAGGUAUUUCCUACAAGGACUGGUCCCUGAACAUGUACUUCAACUGCUCAGAAGACAACCCCAGCCGUGAGCGCUGCUCUGUGCCUUACUCCUGCUGCUUGCCAACCCCCAACCAGGCAGUGAUCAACACUAUGUGUGGCCAAGGCAUGCAGGCCCUUGACUACCUGGAAGCCAGCAAAGUCAUCUAUACCAACGGCUGCAUUGACAAGUUGGUCAACUGGAUACACAGCAACCUAUUCUUACUUGGUGGUGUGGCUCUGGGCCUGGCCAUCCCUCAGCUGGUGGGCAUCCUCCUGUCCCAGAUCCUUGUGAAUCAGAUCAAAGACCAGAUCAAGCUACAGCUCUACAACCAGCAGCACCGGGCUGACCCAUGGUACUGAGACUCCAUCUUGCACUCCUCGCCAUGGCGACAGGCAAGCCCCAUGCACCAACAGCAGUGGACGCUGAGAACAGCACCAAAUGGAGAUUUGGAUGCCAGCCUCAGUCCCAGCCCCAGCCCAGUGGGAAGAGGCUAACUCCAGAUGGGCAGAAGGCAGGGUGCACAGGUGGCUCGAGUCUCAGAAGGAUGUGCCUCCUCUCCCCCAUCCCGGCCCUCAGCAUCGUUAGAGUUUUUGUAUCGCUUCUAACCUUAAGCAUUUGGGUUUGUGUUUUUUUAGUUUUGUUUGGGCAGAGAUGUUUGGGAAACAGCAGUUGCACAGAGAGCUGUGGGUGUUGGAGCUGCUGCCUUUUCACCAAGGCCCUAGAACCGGCAGCUCCGUUAAGGGCCGCUACUGAGCUUGGUGGACGUGCGUAGAUCUGACCGUUGCCAGUGAGACCUGGCUGUGGAGAGGAGACACCAGCGGCCCUGCCUGACGUCCAGUUGGCAUGAUACCAGCUCCAGAAGGGAAGGGAGUGGAGCAACAGCGGAGAGUGAGCAUGAGGGUCGGCCGGGGACAGCCUAAAUGUUGGAUAGGCGUGGAAUGGGAUUAUUUACCAAACGCCUGCCCUGCCAUCCUCCCAGGUAGUCAGUGAGCUACAUCCUGCCCCUCCUUCAUUUCCAUGGAAACGUGGCAGCACAGGCAAGGGGUACAACAGCAGCCAAAUUCAUCUACACCCCACCCCCUCCGAAAAAUGUGGCAACCAUAGUCCUUACACUCUGCAGUCGCAGAAGUGGGACUGCACUAUACGUGUACUCGAACUCCUCCCUGUCUGGCCCUCCCUGUCCAGCAAGUGAAGUUUUCUUUAACUUGGCAGUGUGCAGAGGAAGAGUGGGAACACCCCCACCCCCAGUUCCCCUGCAUCAGAGCUCAGUAUUUCUACAGUGUAAGAAGCAAGAAUCUUGCUGGGGUUGGGGGAGCCAGAAGUGGCAAUAAAAGUUUGUUGACCCGGGCUAA
Molecule: messenger RNA, 1977 nt
Organism: Tupaia belangeri chinensis (Chinese tree shrew)
Lineage: Eukaryota; Metazoa; Chordata; Mammalia; Scandentia; Tupaiidae
Gene: TSPAN33
Product: tetraspanin 33
Exons: 9
Coding region: 202-984 (260 amino acids)
Cellular component (GO): plasma membrane
Source: RefSeq, a predicted model, not a curated record